UGUUCUGUGUCGUACUGUUCUGUUCUAAUGGACUUGGAUUACUGCCAGGAUUAUAAGAAGGACCAUGGCACUGAAGACAAACCUAUUUUCCGUUACUCUGAGUGUGGAGGGCAUGACCUGUGGCUCCUGUGUCCAGUCAAUAGAGCAGCGAAUCGGUGGCUUCCCUGGAGUUGUCCGUAUUAAGGUUUCCCUGGAGCUGAAAAAUGCCACUGUGGUGUUUGACCAAGCUCUUCAGAGCAAAGAAUCCUUGGCUGAAGCUAUUGAAGAUAUGGGGUUUGAAUGCACCUUAACUGAGACUACCACGGCAACACCGGUCCCCUUAGAGACAAAGUUUUUCUCCACAACAGGCGCAAUCACAGAGCAGGCACUAAGCCGACUGUCUCAGCUACAGGGUGUCACAGCGACGCGGGAGAGCAGUGAUAAAAGGGGUCUGUCGAUCACGUACGCUCCGUCUUUGAUCGGCGAGGAGCGGAUUAGUGAGGAACUGAGCUGCCUGAACCCUGAGCUGUCGUCCAGCCCAGUUCACAGUCCCCAGGAGGGAUCCACACGUAACCCCAGCGGGGUGGAGAUGGUGAAAAUGCGGGUUGAUGGCAUGGUCUGUCUGUCCUGCACCACCACCAUUGAGGGAAAGAUUGGUAAACUCAAGGGGAUUGAGAAAAUAAAAGUUUCUCUAGAAUCCCAGGAAGCCACAAUACUGUACUUGCCUUACCUCAUAUCUGUGGAUGAGAUUGUUACCCAGAUCGGUGUGGCGGGUUUCAAGGCCUCUGUCAAAUCGAAGCCUCGUCAGAUACAGCUGUCGGCCGAGGUGGAGCGUUUGUUAAGCGCUCCGAAUCAGACUUCCCCUUCGCCAGUGGACAGCGCCUCAGGACAGACCGAAGACAUCCCAGCUACGGCUUUAUUUAAAGUGACGGGGAUGCACUGUAAUUCUUGUGUCGUUAACAUCCAGGACAAUACGGUCAAACUGCAGGGGGUGAACUCAGUGGAGGUGUCCUUAGAGAAGGGUCAAGCUUCUGUAACGUACACCCCGAAACUUAUCUCUACGGCAGAGCUACAGAGGGCUAUUGAGGCCUUGCCACCCGGAAACUUUAGAGUUCAGCUGGUCAGCCCGGACAGCCAGCCACAGAUGGCUCAUCUUACUCCAGCCCCGUUCACCCCAACCGAACCCACCUUCCUGCAGCCCCUGUCUGCUGUGGUGGACAUCCAUAUUGAGGGUAUGACCUGUGGCUCCUGUGUCCAGUCUAUCGAGGGUGUCAUCUCCCAACGGAAAGGCGUUAGAUCAGCGCAGGUCUCACUCGCCAAUCACAAAGGGACUUUUGAGUACGAUCCUUUGGUCACCUCACCGGAAGAGCUUCGUGAAGCCAUUGAGGAGAUGGGCUUUGAUGCCUUCUUGCCUGAAACGAAUUCCUUGGUGCCACAGGCAGCGCGUAGUCCUUCAUCCGGGCGUAACUCUGUGGCGUCUUCAGUUUUGCCUGCUGCAAAAGACAAACAGCUGGAAGGUGACUUAGAACCAGGCUCUAACGGAGUCAGAGGAGAUUCACAAGCCUCAGAGACACAAUCCAAAUGUUUUAUCCAAAUUGGAGGGAUGACCUGUGUCUCUUGUGUUAACAACAUUGAAAGAAAUCUCAAAAACGAGAAUGGGAUAUACUCCGUGUUGAUUGCGCUAAUGGCUAGUAAAGCAGAAGUUCGUUACAAUCCCAGUGUCAUUGAUCCACUGCGGAUAGCAGAAUGUAUCAGAGAGCUUGGCUUCACCGCCACUGUCAUGGAGAAUCACGAAGGCUCCGAUGGAAACCUGGAGCUUGUGGUCAGGGGAAUGACCUGUGCGUCCUGCGUUCACAAAAUUGAAUCUAACCUGACAAAACAGAAGGGGAUCCUUUAUACCUCUGUUGCCCUGGCAACCAAUAAAGCCCACAUCAAAUAUGACCCAGAGUUGAUUGGCCCUCGAGAUAUAAUCAGACUGAUUGAGAAUAUGGGUUUUGAUGCGGCGCUUGUGAAGAAGGAUCGCACUGGGAGUCACUUGGAUCACAGUCGAGAAAUUGAACAGUGGCGGAAAUCUUUCUACAUCAGUCUGCUGUUCUGCAUACCGGUCAUGGGAAUGAUGAUGUAUAUGAUCAUAGUGGAUCACCAGAUCAACAUGUCCCACCACCACAACGCCACUGCCGAGGACAGAGAACGAUACCACUCCACCAUGUUUCUGGAGAAACAGCUCCUCCCUGGUCUCUCCAUUAUGAACCUCCUGUCCUUCCUCUUCUGUGUCCCUGUACAGUUCAUCGGAGGCCGAUACUUCUACAUUCAGGCGUACAAAGCUCUCAAGCACAGAACAGCCAACAUGGAUGUGCUUAUAGUCCUGGCGACCUCCAUAGCUUUCACCUAUUCUCUGGUGAUUCUGAUAGUUGCCAUGGUGGAGAAGGCAAAGGUUAACCCAAUCACCUUUUUUGAUACACCUCCCAUGCUCUUUGUCUUCAUUGCCCUGGGCAGAUGGCUGGAGCAAAUAGCAAAGAGUAAGACCUCAGAAGCCUUGUCUAAGCUGAUGUCUCUACAGGCCACUGAGGCCACGAUUGUAAUACUGAAUGAUGACAAGUCCAUUCUGAGUGAGGAGCAGGUGGAUGUAGAGCUGGUACAGAGGGGUGACAUCGUGAAAGUGGUGCCAGGAGGCAAGUUCCCGGUGGACGGACGAGUUAUCGAGGGCCACUCUAUGGCAGACGAAUCUCUUAUCACAGGUGAGUCCAUGCCUGUCACUAAGAAGCCAGGCAGCAUGGUUAUCGCCGGCUCCAUCAACCAGAACGGCUCUUUGCUCAUCAGUGCCACCCACGUGGGUAUGGACACCACCCUCUCUCAGAUCGUUAAACUGGUGGAGGAAGCUCAGACAUCAAAGGCUCCUAUCCAGCAGUUUGCAGAUAAGAUCAGUGGUUACUUUGUCCCAUUCAUCGUGGCAGUCUCCGUGCUCACUCUUAUUGGAUGGAUAUUAAUUGGAUUUGUAAACUUUCCGCUGGUUGAGAAAUACUUCCCUGGGUAUGAUAAGAGCAUCUCAAAGGCAGAGGCAGUCAUUCGCUUUGCCUUCCAGGCCUCCAUCACUGUUCUGUGCAUUGCCUGCCCCUGCUCGCUGGGCCUGGCAACCCCAACUGCUGUCAUGGUUGGCACUGGAGUAGGUGCACAGAAUGGCAUCCUCAUCAAAGGGGGAGAGCCUCUGGAGAUGGCACACAAGAUUCAGUCUGUUGUAUUUGACAAAACUGGUACCAUCACAUACGGAGCUCCAAAAGUGGUUCAGGUGAAACUGGUUGUGGAAGGGAACCGUAUUCCUCGCUCUAGACUUCUGGCCAUAAUCGGAACAGCAGAAAACAACAGCGAACACCCACUAGGUGCAGCCAUCACCAAGUACUGUAAACAGGAGUUGGCUACAGAGUCUUUGGGUGCCUGCAGUGAUUUUCAGGCAGUACCUGGUUGUGGAAUUAAGUGUCAGGUCAGUAACUUGGAGAACCUGGUGAGACAUGAGGACAGCGACAGUGAGGAGAACCAGCGCAAUGCCGUCCUGAUCCAAAUCAGCGAUACCAGAACCAGCUCUAAUUCCCACCCUCUCAUAAUGGAUCCACAACCUCUCAGUCUGGUGCAGUCGGCGGCGUAUACGGUACUGAUCGGGAACAGGGAGUGGAUGAGGAGGAACGGGCUAGAGAUCGGAGGGGAUGUGGAUGAGGCCAUGGUGGAGCAUGAACGCAGGGGGCGCACCGCUGUCUUGGUGGCUGUGGAUGGCGUUCUGUGUGCCAUGGUAGCUAUCGCAGAUACAGUGAAACCAGAGGCUGAGCUGGCUGUCCAUACUCUCAAUGCUAUGGGUCUAGAGGUGGUGCUUAUGACGGGAGACAACAGUAAGACUGCUCGGGCCAUUGCCACACAGGUUGGCAUUAGGAAGGUGUUUGCAGAGGUUCUGCCCUCACACAAGGUUGCCAAAGUGGAGCAGCUGCAAAAGGCUGGCAAACGUGUUGCCAUGGUAGGCGACGGGGUGAACGACUCGCCUGCGCUGGCCAUGGCAGACAUCGGCAUCGCCAUCGGCACAGGCACUGAUGUUGCGAUCGAGGCUGCAGACGUGGUUCUAAUCAGGAAUGAUCUUCUGGAUGUUGUUGGGAGCAUUGACCUGUCUAAAAAGACUGUGAAACGCAUCCGUAUAAACUUCGUGUUUGCGCUAAUCUACAAUCUCGUCGGGAUUCCAAUAGCAGCUGGUGUGUUCAUGCCCGUCGGGCUGGUGCUGCAGCCUUGGAUGGGCUCUGCUGCUAUGGCAUUGUCCUCUGUUUCAGUGGUGGUCUCCUCCCUCCUACUCAAAUGUUACACUAAACCCACUGCUGAGAAGCUGGAGUCGAAGCUCGGCGGGCACAGGCGCCAGGGCAGCCUAUCAGACGUCAGCGUCCAGAUUGGAAUGGGAGAACUGCGACGUAGCUCUCCCAAACUGAGCCUGUUAGACCGCAUUGUCAACUAUAGCCGAGCCUCUAUCAACUCACUGCGCUCUGACAAGCAUUCUCUCAACAGCAUGGCACUUACCGAACCGGAUAAACACUCGCUGCUAGUUGGGGACGCUCAAGGUGAAGAAGAAAUGGUGUGACAGCCUAACUCAAGCUAUUCCAUUUGGCUUCCUGCGGCAAACUUUGCGGAUCCUUCACACACCGUAGUGCCUCCUGGGGUGGGUAUCUGUUGUUAGAUUCCGAAUCUUGGGGUUUGUCAUUGCAUUGUUUGUUUUUAUUUAACCAUUAACGGCACUCUUGAGAGGAAGCCGCGCUAAUUAGGUUUUACCUGCUGUGAGAUUGUCCACAUCGGCCAGAUGUAAGAAAGUGGUCCUGCGUCCGUCGUUCUGACAAUCUGUUUGCUCCUGUUGCGAGCAUUUUGAGACGUCACUAAAUGGGAGAGUCUACAUGGAUUUUUGAUGGGUGUACGCCAAUUUUGAAGUGUCUAAACAUUUCCAAAGAACUAAAUGUGUGCCCCAUGUAAAUCUGAAUAUAUUAUUGAACUUUAUUAUUAUUUUUUUUUUAUAAACAGUAAGAAUUCAAGUGUAAUAUUUUGUUUUAAGAUUGUAUUACAAAGUAUAUUUAUGAUAGUAUUUAUACCAUAUCAUACCAUUCUGAGGACAUGAAGGAAUAUGGAAAUACACAUUUUCACAGUUUAUCCAAAUAUGUGUCAAUCUUUGAUUUACAAAACUGAAUACGAAUGAAGUAAUGCAGUACAAGCCUUAACACAAUCCUGACUGAACUCUGAUCUGUAAUCCAUGCCUAUGGGCCAAGGAGAAACAGAGCUCCAUUACCAAAUAUUAAAAUGUGGAUACAGUUUGACACAUUCCAAAGAUGAUAUGCCUCUGUUUUUUUUAAGAGGAACUAAAUCAGAGAGCAUGGAUUCUUUGUCAUCCAGUGAUUGUGCACUAUCUUGGAUUGGCUGGAACAGCAGCUGGUUUCCAAGAAGCUGACAGGCGAAUGGCAGAGUUGGCCAGAUAUAAUGCUGUUAAAUGCUCCCCGACUAUUAACACCCAAGCGAAUACUCCCAACGACAGGGAGUAGAACAACAACAGUUUGAAUACUGACAGAACACGGCAGUAUGAAUACUGACAUAAUAUGAAAAAGUGUGAAUGUUCAGUACAUUUUUGAACUGCUCUGUGGAAUGUUUGUCUUUAUGCCCUGGGAAGCUAGGCGAAAUAUGAUGGGUUUUUUUAUAGGUUUCACUUUGCUGUAGCUGAGUCUGAAUUACUCAUCACACACGCUUGUUACAAUCCUAAUUGUAAUACACAUUCACACAUUGCUCUGGAUAAAUCAAAAAUCUACUCAGAUCAUCUAGUUCUACUAAUAUGAAAGGUUAAAUGCAUUCAACUUGUCCACACACUAAUGUCAUACAUGACUUAAUGUGGAUGACAUUUUUUGCACAACACUUUACACAUCUACCCACCCUAGUAGAUGGAUUUUAUAGCAGUACAUUAUAAGCUUUGCAAGUCCAUCAAGAGUUCAGCUCUGAGAAUCUUAGAUUAUGUUUUUAGGGGAAAAUAUACAUAUUGCUGUGAAAAAGAAUGAGUUCUUAGGGUGAAGUUCUGUUACUGCUAUCCUCAAGACAUACAGUAUUGGCAAAGAUUUGUAAUUUCAGGUCAGUGCUUGAAAUGUAACAAAAUGAAAAUCACUGCAUUUUAUUUUUCAUCUUGGCCGGAGCUUCAUAUUUGUUUUUGCCCAUAUUUAUUGUCUCUUUUUGCCAUGUGUGUUACGAAAAAUGUACCGUGAAUAAAGUUAUUUGCC
Messenger RNA from Chanos chanos (milkfish), 6248 nucleotides. It is a transcript of the gene atp7a, whose product is annotated as ATPase copper transporting alpha. The coding region runs from base 65 to 4585 and encodes 1506 amino acids. Lineage: Eukaryota; Metazoa; Chordata; Actinopteri; Gonorynchiformes; Chanidae. Gene Ontology annotation, molecular function: ATPase-coupled monoatomic cation transmembrane transporter activity; copper ion binding; ATP hydrolysis activity. Gene Ontology annotation, biological process: monoatomic cation transport. The record is from RefSeq and is a predicted model, not a curated record. Gene Ontology annotation, cellular component: membrane. The transcript has 23 exons.